Molecule: messenger RNA, 2158 nt
Organism: Drosophila serrata
Lineage: Eukaryota; Metazoa; Arthropoda; Insecta; Diptera; Drosophilidae
Gene: Cyp4ae1
Product: Cytochrome P450 4ae1
Molecular function (GO): monooxygenase activity; oxidoreductase activity, acting on paired donors, with incorporation or reduction of molecular oxygen; iron ion binding
Source: RefSeq, a predicted model, not a curated record
CUUCUUUUCGGAACUCCAAGAGGGCUUUCGGCCUGAACAAAUCAUAGUUAUUUUGUUUCUCCCUCCAGUGUUUCCAGUUAGAUGAUUCUUGUUACGUUCUUGAGCACUCGUACCUUAAAAUUCAGCAGAGCAAAGUGCUUUCUAGGUACAAAGCUCACUUUAUCUACAUAGGUACAACGCCAAGAACCCAGCACUGACUACGAUUGUGCUUUGUUUUUGCAUAGAGAACAGCUGGUCCGAGCAGCUGUUCCGCUUGCCACCUCCCGCUCUGCUUGGUGAGCUCCAUCCGCUGCAUCUCGCUCUGGCCAAAGGCGCCCCAUUCGAAUCGCUUAUAUAAAAGCGAAGUCUAUAAAUAGGAGGAUUAUCGCUGACAUUAGUGGUGGUGGUAGAGGAGCUCCAGAUAAAGAAUCUUGCCUCCAAGUGGGUGCCUCGGCAGGGCAUUCUGGGCACACCCGGUGACAGUGUCAGCUUAACAUGUUGGUGGCUCUGUUGGCAACGCUCCUAGUGGCUCGCAUCGUGGUCUGGCUGCUCCGACUGACGCUAUGGGAGCUGCGCCAUCCUCUGCGCGGCUUGGUGCCCAGUGUUUCCAGCGUGCCUCUGGUGGGAUCGGCUUGGCAGAUGCGCAGUUUCCAGCCCGAUAAUCUUCACGAGAAGUUCGCCGAGUAUGUGCAGCGCUUUGGCCGCAGCUUCAUGGGCUGUGUCCUGGGCCAUGUAGUUGUAAUCACUGCAGAGCCACGGCAUGUGGACGCCCUGCUUCACAGCCCACAGCAGCUGCGGAAGGCUACGUUGUACUAUGCCCUUCGGGGUUGGCUGGGCAAUGGUCUUCUCCUGAGCCAUGGCGACCAGUGGCGGGCCAUGCGAAAGAUCAUCACACCCACGUUUCACUUCAGCAUCCUGGAGCAGUUCGUCGAGGUCUUUGACAAGCAGAGCAGCCGGCUGGUGGAGCGUCUGCAGCCCCUGACCCUGGCUUCGAAGGGGUGUGUCAUCAACAUUUAUCCCUAUGUGGGUUUGGCGGCUCUGGACAUCAUCACCGAGACAGCCAUGGGAGUCAGUGUGGACGCCCAAAGAGAUGAGGACUCCGAAGUGGUUCAAGCUAUCAAAGAACUCACCAAUAUCGUGGCCACCAGAUUCGUGAGGCCGCACCUCCUCUUUCCCAAGAUCUUCCGCUUAUGCUGGCCUGCCGGCUUGCGAAAGCAAGAGGAAGGUGUCCGCAGUCUGCAUAUGUUCACCAACGAAAUCAUAGAGCAGCGCCGCCAGCAGCUGGACAGGGAGGACCACCAGCAGCAGAAUGUUCCCCAGAAGCGCCAUGCUCUGCUUGACACCCUGUUGCGUGCCACCUUGGACGGACAGCCGCUGACGGACAAGCAGAUACGUGACGAAGUGAACACAUUCAUCUUCGAAGGCCACGAUACCAGCAGCUCGGCGGUGUCCUUCUGCUUGUACCUUCUCUCUCGACAUGAGGAAGUCCAGCAAAAACUGUUCGACGAGCUGCGCGAGCACUACGGCCCUAAUUUGGGCAGGGGUGUGGAGUAUGCGGAUUUCGCAGCUCUGCCCUAUCUAAACUGUGUGGUCAAGGAAUCACUCCGUCUCUAUCCUCCGAUUCCCGCGGUGGCACGCUGUCUAGAAACGGACUUGGAAAUUGAGGGCGGCCACAUCCCGGCAGGCACCAAUGUGGUGGUGCUUCUCUGGCAGCUCCUGCGCGACGAGUCCAUAUUCGCUGAUCCCCUGCUCUUUCUGCCUGAGCGGCAUCUGGACGAAACGGUGGCUAGGCAGGGAGCCUAUAGCUUUAUACCCUUCUCCGCGGGCCCCAGGAACUGCAUCGGCCAGAAGUUCGCUCUGCUGGAGAUGAAGACCAUGGUAAUCAAGAUGGUGCGGCAUUUCCAGCUCCUCCCCUUGGGUGCCCCGGUGGAGCCGUCUAUCAAGAUUGUGCUGCGAUCGGGGAACGGGGUUAACUUGGGCCUACGACGACGGCCAUAUUGACAUAUUGUGAUUUUAUGAUUUUAAGUUUGGCUUCGACUAGUGCACUUAUUUGAAAUCGAUAAGCCAUGUAUCGAUAGCUGUAAACAGCUAGUGAUGAGUAGCGUUGGCUUCUUUUCCGCGAAGUUGGGCUUUUAUAUAAUUACCAAAGAAUUGAUUGUAUUCAAAUUGAUAAUAAUAG